Messenger RNA from Lactuca virosa, 1422 nucleotides. The record is from the annotation of a GenBank genome assembly. Lineage: Eukaryota; Viridiplantae; Streptophyta; Magnoliopsida; Asterales; Asteraceae.
AAAACCGAUAUUUUGAAAAUACAUUUUUGCGAUUUACUAAAUAGAAUAAUUUGAUCGAUAAUAACCUUUUGGUGUGGAUUCUGUUGUUCCACACAAAAAUCCAUCUUCCAUCUCUUGCUUGGCACAUUUUGACGAGAUAUUUCUGGGUCUCCGUUUUAUAUAUCAGAAGACGAGACGACCAAUACAAUCCAUUUAAGCAAAAACAACAAUGGCAGCAAUCAACUGCCACUACCUUUCAGUAACCUGCACAUCCACGCCCAUCAAUCAGGAAUCCAAUUCCAUUCAAUCCACGACUAGACCCACCAAGAUCAUUUUACCCGACAAAAAGCCCCAAAAAUGGUCCACCGGCGUUGCUCCCGGAGAUUAUGGCGGACCACCGACCACCACCAAGCUCCGAAAGUACUGGGGAGGUGAAAAGGAAGACCCUAUCACCUCUGAUGAUUUAAUUUGGAAUAGAGAUUUCAUGCCUCACAUGAAACGCUUGAUUGGGGAUUCUGAUGAUUCUUCCUCUGACCCUCGCUUAUCUACAGUUAAGGAGGAGGCAUCUGGAUUUCUGAGCUUCAACAGAGUCAUGAAUCUCAACAGUAUGGAAGUCGAUUUGAGCAAGGAGCUAGCAACGAUUCCAAAUCCAAUCAUAGAGAAACAAGUCGAGGUUGCUGAAGCUACAAACAUUCAACCGAUAAAAUGGAAACCAGCACCCACAAGGCGUGAACAAGACAAAUGGGAUAGAGCAUCUAAAGCUGCAACCGGAGGCAGUGACGUAAUGUUCAGGGAAUUGAGGCGUCCUAAAGGGGACCCAAAAGUGCUGGCUGCUAAGUCAAGAGAACAGUAUACAAAGUUAAAGAACAAGUUGCAGAUUUUGACAUUGGCAAUUGGUGGUGUUGGCCUGGUGUCAGCUUAUAUUUCAUACACUCCCGAGAUUGCAGCAAGUUAUGGUGCUGGAUUCGUUGGUUCUUUGGUAUAUAUGAGAAUGCUUGGGAACAGCAUCGAUGGAAUGGCAGAUGGGGCCCGAGGGGUUCUCAAGGCAGCAAUUGGGCAGCCGCGAUUGAUGGUCCCUGUGGCCUUGGUCAUGAUCUAUAACCGGUGGAAUGGGAUUGUAGUUCCGGAAUACGGAUUGAUGCACCUAGAGUUGAUUCCAAUGUUGGUUGGAUUUUUCACAUACAAGAUUGCCACCUUUACACAAGCAAUUGAAGAGGCAAUUACAAUAGUGGAAAAUGAUGCUCAAAUUGAUUAAGAUUGACAUAAAACAAAUUCUUUUCUGUACUAUGAGUAGAUGAAAUUAUUGGAUGUGAUAUUGUGAGAACAAGUGGUGUAAAGGGAAAAGGCUGUGUGAUUUAAUUAAUGUAUAUAAGUUUUGGUCAAAUGUUGAUAGGUACGACUAUAUGUCAUGUAUUACAAAUGCUCAAUGCAAGAUUAGGCAUG